AAGGCUUCCUUUAUGUAGCUUUGCUACCCCUAUACAUUCUCACACCCACCCACCUCUUAGUUUUUGUUCAAAAAGUCAUAGUUGCUCUGUUGUUGAUUAGCAACAAAAACAUGUCUCUCUCUCAUCAUCUGAAACUCACAGUUACUCUUUUUGGGCUGUGUUUGGCAAGUGUUGCCAUAGCCGAUCUUCAGAGGUUCGAACACCCCACGAAAGCCGAUGGAUCGCUGAGUGUUAUGGUGAUAGGAGACUGGGGAAGAAGAGGAACUCACAACCAAUCUGAAAUUGCCCUUCAGAUGGGAAAAACAGCAGAGAAGUUGGACACAGAUUUUAUAAUUUCAACAGGUGAUAACUUUUACGAAGAUGGAUUGACAGAUGUACAUGAUGCAGCAUUUGAUGAGUCAUUUACCAAUAUUUACACUGCCCCAAGCUUGCAAAAACAGUGGUACGCAGUGUUGGGCAACCAUGACUAUAGGGGUAAUGCUUUGGCACAACUGAGUCCUGUCCUUACAAAGAGGGAUAGCAGAUGGCUUUGCAUGAGAUCUUUUAUUAUCAAUGCAGAAAUUGUAGAAUUUUUCUUCGUGGAUACAACUCCAUUCCGAGAUAAAUACUUUCAAGAAGACCAUACUUAUGACUGGCGGGGUGUGCUUCCCCGGAAGGAUUAUCUCUCAAAUCUCUUGACGGAUGUGGAUUCAGCAUUAAGGGAAUCAAUUGCCACGUGGAAAAUAGUGGUUGGGCACCAUACUAUGAGAAGUGCUGGAAUUCAUGGAGACACCAUUGAGCUUGUUGCCAAACUUCUCCCAAUACUUCAGGCUAACAAUGUUGAUCUUUACAUAAAUGGGCAUGACCAUUGCUUGGAACACAUCAGUAGUCCUGACAGUCCACUUCAGUUUCUGACAAGCGGUGGCGGAUCAAAGGCAUGGAGGGGCAGUGUUAAAGGGUGGAAUCCAAAGGAAAUGAAGUUUUAUUACGAUGGACAAGGCUUUAUGACAUUGCAAAUUACUCAAAACGAAGUUGGUGUCCAGUUCUAUGAUAUUGUUGGCAAUGUUUUGCACAAAUGGAGUGUGACAAAGUCGGUUUACGCAUCUAUUUAGAGAGCUUAAUUUACAUGGAGGGCCUCUUUCGUGGCAGUUCAUCGCGAUGAUUUUAGUCAUAUAUGUUGUCAAAUAUGAAGAUUAGUAAUGGGGAAUAUGUAACCGAAUCAUAUUAUUAUUUUUAA
This is a messenger RNA of Camellia sinensis, 1216 nucleotides long. Its product is annotated as purple acid phosphatase 8. Lineage: Eukaryota; Viridiplantae; Streptophyta; Magnoliopsida; Ericales; Theaceae. The record is from RefSeq and is a predicted model, not a curated record. Gene Ontology annotation, molecular function: acid phosphatase activity.